Fusarium keratoplasticum is the source of this 573-nucleotide messenger RNA. RefSeq names its product Protein RER1. The transcript is spliced from 4 exons. Gene Ontology annotation, cellular component: Golgi membrane. Gene Ontology annotation, biological process: retrograde vesicle-mediated transport, Golgi to endoplasmic reticulum; protein retention in ER lumen. The record is from RefSeq and is a predicted model, not a curated record. The coding region runs from base 1 to 573 and encodes 190 amino acids. NCBI's taxonomy places the organism in Eukaryota, Fungi, Ascomycota, Sordariomycetes, Hypocreales, Nectriaceae.
AUGAAUGCGCCAGAGCCUGAGCAGACCCCUUUCGAGGCUGUCAGCGUCCACACAUCCAAGAUCGCGCGCCAUUACCAAGCUCUGCUGGACCAGUCGACCCCCUUUGUCCUCUACCGAUGGAUCGGCACCGUUGUCUGCCUCUUCCUCUUCUUCCUUCGAAUCCUGUUUGCGCAGGGCUGGUACAUCGUUGCCUAUGCGCUCGGCAUCUACCUGCUGAACCUGUUCCUGGCCUUCUUGCAGCCCAAGUUUGACCCCUCGAACGAAGAGAUCGACAAUGAGAUGGAGGAUGGCUCCGUGGGCACUCUCCCCACCAAGCAGGAUGAGGAGUUCAAGCCCUUCAUUCGACGACUCCCCGAGUUCAAGUUCUGGUACUGGGCCACCCGAGCCAUCCUCAUCUCUUUUGUGUGCAGUUGGUUCGAGGUCUUCAACGUGCCCGUCUUCUGGCCCGUGUUGGUCAUGUACUGGAUUAUCCUCUUCGUUCUUACCAUGCGAAAACAGAUCCAGCACAUGAUCAAGUACCGCUAUGUGCCCUUCACGGUUGGCAAGAAGAACUACGCCAAGAACAGCUCUUGA